CACAAUUAAUCAUGAAGUGGCCGAAACCACUUGUAGUGUUGGUGUUAACCUUAGCUGCCAAUCAAAUCAUAUUCAUCGAAGCAUUGGAGGGUCCCACUUCAUACAGUGUAAUCCCACCUCGAGGUCGUCGACACAUCCCCUUUCAUGGCGCACAAAAGGAACAUAAAAGUCUAUUAGAUUCCAUAUUAGGGGGUGGAGGUGGAUUUGGCGGUGGAGGCGGUGGAGGUGGCGGAGGAUUCGGUGGCGGAUUUGGAGGAGGAAGCGGAGGCGGUGGAGGAUUUGGUUUUGGAGGCGGUAGUGGAAAAGGAAGUGGAGGAGGAUUUGGAGGGGGUGGUGGUUCUGGAGGCGGAUUUGGAGGAGGAUUUGGGGGAGGAUUUGAAGGAGGAUCGGCUGGUGGUUCAGGAACCGGAAUUGGUACUGGAGGAGGAAAAGGAGGUGUCGGAGGUGGAUUUGGAGGAGACGCAGGUGGUAGUAGUUUUGGAGGUGGAUCAGGAGGAGGAAAGGGAGGCGGUUCGGUUGGUGGAUCGAGUGGGGGCUAUGCUGGAUUGGGCAAUGGAAUAGACAAAGGUGGGGGCGGGUCUGCUACAGGAUCUGGUGGACAUCAAGGAGGUGCAUUUGGUGGUGGCACCGGAAUUGGUGGUGGUAUUGGUGGAGGCAAAAGUGGUGGAAGUGGAGGGAGUAGUUACGGGGGAGGUGGACAAGCUGGUGGAAGUAAAAGUGGAUACAGUGGAGGUGGAUCUGGGGGAGGUUUUGGUGGAGGAACUGGAUUUGGAGGUGGUGUAGGCGGAGGCAAAGGUGGAGAUGGAUCCUUCGGAGCUGGAAGUAGCGGUUCUACAGGUGGUGGAUUUGGAACAGCUUUAGGUGGACAAGGCAGUGGUUAUGGAACUGGAUCUGGAGGUGGUAGUUCUGGUCACGGAACCGGAGGAAUCAGUGGUGCUGGAGGUGGUUUUGGAUCCGGUGUUGGUGGAGGUACAGGUUCAGGAGUUUCAGGAAGUUCAGCUGGAGGUGGUGGAGGUGGAUUUGCAACAGGAGAUGUUAAAAUAAUCGGAGGUGGUAAAGGGAGUGGAACCGGUAAUGAUGUGGGAAGCGCUGGAGGAUAUGGGAGUGCUGGAGGUCAUGGAAGUAUUGGAUCAGCUGGUAAUGCCGGAUCUCACGGCAUUGGAAAAGGAUCAUCAGGUGGAGGUUCAGGCGGUGGCAGUAAUGGAUUUGCAACAGGAAAUGUCAACAUAUAUGGUAAAGAAUCAGGAGGCACUGGUGAUGCAGGUAGUGGAAGUACUGGUGGCGGCUUUGGGGGAGGUACUGGUGGAGGAAUAGGAGGAGGCUUCGGAGGAAGCACAGGUGCGGGAAUCGGAGGAGGAUCUGGUGGUGGGGGUUAUUUUGGAGGAGGUACCGGUGGAGGAUUAGGCGGAGGUAAAGGCGGAGGUUCCGCAGGUGGAUAUGGUGCCGGAUCCACAACCGGAGCAGGGGCUGGAUUAGGUCAUGGCAGUGGUGGAGCUGGUGGUAUUGGGGGUGGUUUUGGAUCUGCUAUCGGUGGAGGAUUAGGAGGCGAUUCAAGUGGAAGUUCCGCUGGAGGUGGUGGAGACGGAUUCGCAACUGGAGAUGUCAAAAUAUACGGAGGCAAGGGAGGCGGAACCAGUGGUGGUACUGGAAGCUUUGGAGGUCCCGGAGCCCAAGGAGGUGGUGUUGGGCACGGUUUCGGUACUGGCGGUGGAACCGGAGGAGGUUCAGGAUUUGGUGGAAGUUCAGCAAGUGGGAGUAGUGGAAGUGGAAUCAUAACUGGAGCUGGCCAUGUCGGUGGAUCAGGAGGUGGACUGGGAGGUGGACUAGGAGGAGGACUAGGAGGAGGACUUGGAGAUGGACUUGGGGGAGGACAAGGUGGUGGAAAGGGUACAGGAUUGGGAAGUGGAUUUGGUGGUGGGUCAGGUGGAGCACUCGCAGGUGGACAUGGAGGUGGAAUAGGUAGUGGACUAGGAGGAGGAGCAUAUGGGGGCGGGUUAGGCGGUGGAUUAGGAGGAGGUGCAGGAGGAUUUGGAGGUGCAGGAGGUUAUGGCGGUCAUGGUGGUAGCGGUGGUUCCUAUGGAGGAAGCAAAGGUGGCAGUCAUGGUGGAUACGGUGGUGGUAAUGCUGCAUCUUCUGCUUCUGCGUCCUCGAGUGCGUCAUCUUUUGGAUCUGGAGCUCACUCAUCAGCAGUUGCUCAUUCUUCUGCACACAGCUUUGGAGGAUGAAACAACACAUAUAUGCACCUAUUAACAGUUUUUGCUGAAUUGCUGAAACACUUCAUCCAUUGAAUAUUUAUAAAAGUGAACUCUUUGUUUAUAAAAGGAAUAAAUUGUGAAAUUGGUAA
Leptinotarsa decemlineata (Colorado potato beetle) is the source of this 2344-nucleotide messenger RNA. RefSeq lists its product as uncharacterized. NCBI's taxonomy places the organism in Eukaryota, Metazoa, Arthropoda, Insecta, Coleoptera, Chrysomelidae. The record is from RefSeq and is a predicted model, not a curated record.